CCCCAGCUCUUCGACUCCCGUCGGAGCUUCUUCCCCGCCUUCCGGACUCGCCCGCGCCGCCAGCAUGAAGAACACAUUGUGUGUUGUCAUCUUGGCAGUCGUCGCUUUCACUUCUGCAGAGGAGACCAAGAAGGACACCAAGAAGCAGGAAAAGAGAGGACUCCAUGGCCUAGGCUAUGGCGGUGGCUAUGGCGGCGGCUAUGGCGGCGGCUAUGGCGGCGGCUUUGGCGGUGGAUACGAGUUGUCCAGCUUCGGCGGCCACGGCCUCAGCAGCUUCGGAGGAGGCUCGAGUCUGGGCGGGCACGGCAUCAGCAGCUAUGGUGGAGGCUACGGCUUAGGCGGAGGCUACGGCCUGGGAGGAGGCAUCGGCGUGAGCGAAGGUCACGUGAAGGCAGUGACCAUCACCAAGUCUGUGCCCGUGGCAGUGCCCCACCCCGUGCCCUACACGGUCGAGAAGCCCGUGCCUUACCCCGUCAAGGUGCCCGUGCACGUGCCCGUGGACAGGCCCUACCCCGUUCACGUGCCCAAGCCGUACCCCGUGCCAGUUGAGAAGCCAGUCCCCUACCCGGUGGAGAAGCCCGUGCCCUACCCCGUCAAGGUGCCCGUGAAGGUUCCUGUGCCCCAGCCGUACCCCGUGCAUGUUCCCAAGCCAGUGGCUGUACCAGUGGCCAAGCCAUACGCCGUGCCUGUACCGCACCCUGUUGUGGUGGAGAAGAAAGUACCCAUCUAUGUGGAUAGCCACUCAGCGGGAGGUCUGGGUGGAGGAUAUGGUGGACUCGGCUCGUCAUCUUUUGGAGGUCUUGGCGGCCACGGAGGAUUCAGCAGCUUUGGAUCAUCCCACGAAGGCUUAUCUGGAGGCUAUGGUCUUGGAGGCCAUGGAGGAUUCGGCGGUGGUUACAGCAGCUUCGGGUCAUCUCUUGGAGGUUUGUCUGGAGGUUAUGGUCUUGGAGGCCAUGGGUCCUUUGGAGGAUACCAUCACGACUGAGUUUUCUUGGUGAGAAUUUGUAUCUUGUAACCUCAGAUUUCUGUUCCUACCUUUUUGUAUGUAUGUAACAAAAUUUAUGUUUGUUAUAAAAUGAAAUAACCAGAGUAAUAUAGACAAAUGUGUUAUUA
Bacillus rossius redtenbacheri is the source of this 1113-nucleotide messenger RNA. RefSeq lists its product as uncharacterized. The coding region runs from base 65 to 985 and encodes 306 amino acids. Lineage: Eukaryota; Metazoa; Arthropoda; Insecta; Phasmatodea; Bacillidae. The record is from RefSeq and is a predicted model, not a curated record. The transcript is spliced from 2 exons.